This is a messenger RNA of Arabis nemorensis, 762 nucleotides long. The record is from the annotation of a GenBank genome assembly. Lineage: Eukaryota; Viridiplantae; Streptophyta; Magnoliopsida; Brassicales; Brassicaceae.
AUGCUUGUUUCCAAAUUCUAUUCCAAUUUGGGUAAUGCGCCACCUGAUGUAGAUCGCGAAGGAGUAUUUGUGUUUGUUCGAGGUGAGUUUGUUGAGUUCUCUCCACGGUGCAUCACUCGGUUCUUUGGACGUCCAGAGCUGACUCUGGCUGAAGCAGAAGCUGCUGAUAGAGCUAAGCGAGUAACGAUGCCCACCAUUGCAAAGUACCUACGGGGAAGGAGCACCAAGACUGAUUCAGUUCUGACAACUGCUGAAUUACCUCCGAAGUAUGCAGCACUUGCAACACUUGCGUGCUACAAUUGGAUUCCCACGCAUCACAAAGUCCAUGUGGCUAAGGAACGAGCUCGACUGAUCUACAAUAUGUGUCAUCAGGUUCCUGUGGACUUUGGGAAGUUGGUGUAUGAUCAAGUUAUGAAGCUGAAAAGUGAUUCUGAUUCUCUUAUUAAUCCCAAGUUCUAUCACAAGGAUGUAAGGAGUGGACGCAAGGCUCUCAACCAUGAGAAGAUUGGUACAAAAGCUGGUGCAAAAAUCAAAGAAGUUGCCUCGAGUAAGAAGAGGGUUCAGAACGUGGAGAGUCAGCCUGAGCCAAGAAAGAGAGUCAAGUCAGCACCACCUGCUUCAUCUUAUGCUCCGACUACACCUGCUGCAACGAUCAAUGUCUCCCUUGGUCAUAUCAGUGUGCCUCAAGGACACUCCAGCCAACGGGUUGUCAACAAGGCUUUGUAUCAGACACAGGGGUUCUGUAUCAACUGUCUGGAAUAG